CUCCCUGCAUCCUCCCGCGAGCAUCACUCUGCACCGACACAGACGUCGUCACACCGAGCGGGCGCGGAUCUGUCAGCUGACGUAUGAAGUCUUUAUCUCCCGAAUCAGCGGCCGGUGUUCGGUGAUUUCUCCUUUGUGCAGCUGGUUCUCUAUGGAUGUAAAGUGACGGACGCCAGCAGUUAGUCGGUGCCAUCUCCAUCUCUGCGUUCUUCUCCCCGCACGGUCAAGACCGCAGCCCUCUGGCCCACAAAAUGGCGGACAUCGUCGAGCUGGGACCCGCCUACGCCGUAUCCCCAGUGCUGGCAGGCUUCCUCGGGGCUGGUGUUUUGGUUCUGGUCGUAGUGGUUCUGGUUCUACUCUGGUCCUUCUGUCAGCGCCGUUACUUGCACGUGUCCGGGCGAUACAAGCUGCACGGUGACAGUUACUGCGACGCAGAGGACCCUCCCUACAAGUUUAUUCACAUGCUGAAAGGCAUCAGUAUUUACCCAGAAUCCCUCAGCAGCAGCAAGAGGAUCGUGCGCAGUAUCCGCCGGGCCGACCGUGAUGGGGAGCGAGGCGGCACCGCCCCCGCAGGGAGGGGCAUGGUGCUGGUAGACGCAGAGAACAACAUCCUGGACGUCCCGGGGCAGCUGCAGAUGAGCCACCUCGUUCCACCAGCGGGACUGGGCACGACACACAACCAGGCCCGGCUGGAGCGGGCUUUGCCGGUCCGUGCCGACUACUGCUGCCUGGACAGCAGUUCAGCAAGCAGCAGCCAGACCAGCAGCAAGACGGCAUCCCCGUUCACACCAGCCUCCUCGGAGCCAGAACCAGAGCCCAGCUUGGGCUCCAUCAGCCUCACCGUUGACUACAACUUCCCCAAGAAGGCUCUGGUGGUGACCAUUGUCGGGGCCCGGGGCCUCCCCGCUGUGGACGAGCAGGCCGGCAGCUCUGACCCCUAUGUGAAGAUGACCAUCCUGCCAGAGAAGAAGCACCGAGUGAAGACCCGCGUGUUGAGGAAGACCCUGGACCCUCUGUUUGACGAGACCUUCACCUUCUACGGCGUGGCCUACAGCUCUUUGCCUGAGCUCAUGCUGCACUUCCUGGUCCUCAGUUUUGAUCGCUUUGCGCGCGACGAUGUCAUUGGGGAGGCUGUGGUGCCGCUGAAGGGUGUGGACCCAAGUACAGGCAGAGUCCACCUGAGCCAGCAGAUCACCAAGAGGAACAUGCAGUGUGAAAGCCGUGGAGAGGUGCUGGUGUCUCUGUCCUACCAGCCGGUGUCUCAUCGUCUCAGUGUGGUCGUCCUUAAGGCUCGACACCUUCCCAAGAUGGACAUCACCGGCCUGUCAGCAAACCCCUAUGUUAAGGUGAAUGUCUUCUAUGGUCGCAAACGCAUCGCUAAGAAAAAGACCCAUGUGAAGAAGUGUACGCUAAACCCGGUCUUCAACGAGUCCUUCAUCUAUGACAUCCCACCAGAGCUGCUACCUGAGAUCUCUGUGGAGUUCCUGGUGGUCGACUUUGACCGAACCACCAAGAACGAGGUGCUUGGUCGCCUGCUGCUCGGCCUCCACAGCCCUUCCACCUCCGGAGCAUCACACUGGAAGGAUGUCUGUGAAAACCCCCGCAGGCAGAUUUCCAAGUGGCACAACCUGAGCGAGUACUGAGGGAGGACCUGCAGCAUCUGGCUGGGACUCCACCAGUGACACCACUGGAAAUAAAGCCCAGUGCACCACCACCCAGCUACACACGCACACAGACAGACAGACAGACAUACACACACACACACACACACACACACACACACACACACACACACACACACACACACACACACACACACAGAAAGACACACACACACACACACACUCUAUUGUGAUCAUAGUUAAACUCUAUUAUCUCCCUCUAAACAUCUGCUCCCACAAGUUUAAGAAAAGUCCUGCAGCCCAUAAAGUAAGAAAAGCAUCAAGUCCAUUCCUAAGGCUGUUCUCAUGUCUCCUGGCUGUCGAUGUGUGUAGAUGGGGAGCAAUGUCACUCAUCAGAAAAAAGAUAAACGUUCCCCUCCUACUGUUGUUGUCAUGCAGUUCAUUGCAUGUCUGUGAAAAGAAAACCCCUCCAGACGAGGAGUGGAGACCUGCUGCUCUCUAGGUAAACACACAACAUAUCCAAGCUUCAGUGGGACCAGAUGAGAGACGCUCGACGCUGUGCUGAGAUGUUCUCCAGCUCACUGACGGUUCCACUCCUGUCGAUCCUCAGACUGUGGGUCUCCUGACUGAAGACUGUGUAGAUGCUAAUAAUCACCUGCAAGCAGACCAAGAGACCAUGUAAAAUACUUGUUUGUAACAUGAAUGCUUUACACUAAUGUUGAUCCCAGAGAAGAGAGCAGCUGUGCUGAUGUUCUGUUCAGUGGUGCUGCAGUCAUCAGGGUCAGACCGGACGUGGACCAGCUGAUAGAGAGGAAUCGGGUUCUGGGUGUUAAUCAGUCAUGUGUCUGUAGGGAUGAAGUUUUAUAGUAUGAUUUUAUUCUCACAUUAAAUCUUGAUGUCAGACAUUUGUUCCAAUCUAACCAAAGGCAAGAAGAGAAAAUAAAAGUUGGUUCAGUUAUAUGAUUUCUAGAGAGUCCGUGUCAGACGAUGACGGUCUGGACCCAGAACCAGCACGGCUGCCCUCAGCUCCAGUGGCCCUCCCUCCAUCUGGAGCAGCUUCAUUCUCUGCACUGAUUCGGUAUCAGUUUCUCCCUGUGGACAUUUCAGCUGUUCUCCUGAUUUUAAACCUAGUGAAGUGAACUUUUGUUCAUUCAGAUGUUGACCUGCUCGCUAACAUGUCAGAUUAAAACCCUGUCAAACUGAAGUCACUUGACUCCUGCAGACUCUGAGGUCCUGGAGGAGCCUCAGAGUCUGUUCCUUUCAGCGGUUGUGGAUUUGUACAGAUGUCAAGCUGUUGCUGGUUCCUUCCUGUCUGAUGUGUUUGAGCGCCCCCUGCUGUAGACCUGGAUGCUGACCUCUGUUGGCUUUGUUAACAUUGGACGUGCAAAUAAAAGACAAGUAGCCAUGAUGGUUUCUAGUGUGA
Betta splendens (Siamese fighting fish) is the source of this 3045-nucleotide messenger RNA. RefSeq names its product synaptotagmin XIb (gene syt11b). Gene Ontology annotation, molecular function: calcium-dependent phospholipid binding; clathrin binding; calcium ion binding. The transcript has 4 exons. The coding region runs from base 252 to 1643 and encodes 463 amino acids. Gene Ontology annotation, cellular component: axon; synapse; membrane. Gene Ontology annotation, biological process: regulation of calcium ion-dependent exocytosis; cellular response to calcium ion; calcium-ion regulated exocytosis. Lineage: Eukaryota; Metazoa; Chordata; Actinopteri; Anabantiformes; Osphronemidae. The record is from RefSeq and is a predicted model, not a curated record.